Messenger RNA from Triplophysa dalaica, 2715 nucleotides. RefSeq names its product gastrula zinc finger protein XlCGF57.1-like. The coding region runs from base 660 to 2504 and encodes 614 amino acids. NCBI's taxonomy places the organism in Eukaryota, Metazoa, Chordata, Actinopteri, Cypriniformes, Nemacheilidae. The record is from RefSeq and is a predicted model, not a curated record. The transcript has 3 exons.
AUUCAAUUGUCAUGAAAUAUAUGAAACGAUAUUGUUGUAUUUUGAAAACUAUAUUUGUUAUUUAUAUAUUGCUUUUCACAAUUUUUAUUGUUGCAAAGUAUAUAUACAUGCAUCACGUGACAAAUAAGUAUUUUGCAGAAGACGAAAGAUGAUAUUUCGAAAAAUAUUGAUAACCAAACCACAUUGACUUCCAUGGUAUGAACUUAUGAAGACAAAGCAAAUGCAACGGAAGACUAAUAGAUCACAUAAACUAAAUAUAUGAAAUUAGCAAAGAAUAAUUAAAGUAAGAAAUUAAGAAAUUAAAUACCACCCAAGAUGUGUCUGUACAUUUAAAUCAGAAACACACACACAGACAACAUUUAUAGCAACAAAAUUAUAGUUUCUUCUGUAUUGGUUGCUGUUGGCAAAACCAUUUCGAUUAACUCUAGUAGAACCAGUUAAUUUUAGUAAUGACCCACGUAAAUGAAGUGAAUCUAGUGUUGAGUGUGAUGUGUCUCCAGUCCAGCAGGAGUCGCUCUGCAGCUCUUCAGUCCGCCGAUAAACCCACUAAAGAAAGAAAGAAAGACAAACAUCAAGCGCUGCUGCGUGUUUACAUCACUUUGAUUUUCUCUCUUUAGUGUUUUAAACACAGUGUUGUGUGUCUGUGUGUCUGUGUUGAGAUGUUAACGAUGACGUCACAGAUGUGCUGUAAAUCAGUGGGAACUGAUCUGUCCAUGCUGGAUGUUGAUGAUUUCAUCACAGAAAUCUGUCAGCUGAAGAAAGAGGUGAAGUUACUGGAGGAAAAGCUGAGGACAAGAGGAGAUGAACUCAACACAGAGAAGUCCAGACACACACAGGACUCAGAGCUCAGCCUCACUUUACUCUGUUAUACUGACACAAACCCCACAGACGCUCAGGACACUGUGUGUGACAGUAAUCACACCUUGAAUCAGGAUGAAUCUACUGAUCAAACCUCCACAGAGUCUCUGGAUUCUGUCUGUAACGCUGGAGAACAGCAGAUCCUGAACACCAGACCACUGAACAUGUGUUCUGUCAGAUUGAUGGACUGCAGGAAACUGAUGAAGAUGAAAACAGAACUCACAGUAAAGGAAGAACAGACUGAUGAAGAUGAGAAUCAUGAUGAUUUUAUUAAUUCAGUCAAACUGGAAAAUGGCUGGAACCUGGAGAUGAACAAAGAACCAAAUUCGGACAAAGAACAGACUGGUGAAGAUGAGAAUGAUGAUGGUUUUAUUCCUUUAGAUGAAAGCGGUGAUUCAUGUGGUGAUGGAGAAACGGCCUCUACAUCAAAACAGCGACUGACAGCACAAACUCUUUCCUGCAUCACCUGUGGAAAGACAUUCAGUUCACAGAGACGUUUAGAGACACAUGAGAGAAAACACACAGAACAGAAACUCUUCACCUGCAGGAGAUGUAAGAUCAGCUUUCCUACCUUACAAGAGAAGAAACUACAUUCACAAGAGCACAGAGACAAGAAACACUUUCCCUGUCAGCAGUGUGGGAAGAACUUUCUCAGCACUUCUCAUCUGAAGAUUCACAUGAUGUCACACACUGGAGAAAAACCUUUCCACUGCAGUGAAUGUGGCAAAUAUUUUAGCAGCAAAGGAAAUCUUGUUGCUCAUCAGAUAAUUCACACGGGAGAAAAACCAUACGCGUGUCCUCACUGUGACAAGAGAUUCAGCUACAGAUCCUAUAUUAAGAAACACAUGCGUGUCCACAGUGAUGAGAAACCGUAUCAGUGCAGUGAAUGUGGAAAAACUUUUAGACAGUCAUCUGGUCUGAAGUCACAUCAAGCAACUCACUCUGAGGAGAAACUCUAUCAGUGUUCACACUGUGAUAAACGCUUCCAUCAUAAAUCUAAUCUGAUUACUCAUGAGAGAUCUCACACUGGAGAGAAACCUUUCCUCUGCGCUCACUGUGGAAAGAGAUUUUCAAACCAAAGUUCUUUUAUUUUUCAUAAAAGAAUUCACACUGGACAGAAACCUUAUCACUGCAGUGAUUGUGGAAAGAGUUUUAAUCAUCAGAACAAUUUUACAAAACAUCAGAGAAUUCAUUCAGGUGAAAGACUUUAUAAAUGUUCUCAGUGUGACAAGACGUUUGCUCGACCAGAUGUUCUGAAAAACCAUCAGAGAGUUCACACUGGAGAGAAACCUUAUCACUGCUCCAUCUGUGGAAAGAGAUUUUCUCAUCCACAUCAUUUCAGAGAUCAUCAGAGAAUUCACACUGGAGAAAAACCUUAUCACUGCAGUGUUUGUGGGAAGAGUUUUAAGCGUCACAGCAAUUUUGUGAAUCAUCAGAGAAUUCAUACAGGUGAAAGACUUUAUAAAUGUUCUCAGUGUGACAAGACGUUUGCUCGACCAGAUGUCUUGAGAAUCCAUGAGAGAGUUCACAGUGGAGAGAAACCUUAUCACUGCUCCAUCUGCAGUGAGAGAUUCACUUAUUUAGGAAGUUUUAAGACUCAUCAGAAGAAACAUGCUGAAGAACAAACUGCACUGGAAUCAUCAUAGUGUCUUUAAACCCUGAGCUCUUAGUGUCAGUCAAUAUCACAUUGAAUUUUCAUAUGAAUUGAUGAUGUCAUUCAGUGUUUUACAGCUAUGACAAGAAAUGUCCAAAUGUUUCCUGUGUGUCACUAAAUGUGUCCAGAUGCUACUAUAAUGAAAGAAUGUAUAAAAAUAUAAUUUUGUUUGAAUAGGGACAUAAACAUGACUUUUAAAAAUG